AUGGCAUACAACCCAUAUGGAAACAACCCGUAUGGACCGCCGCCCACAUUCGGCGGUUAUCCUGGUGCCGCCGGCGCCGGUGCCCCAGGCAUGGCUCCCCCGCCCGGUCUAGGCCCUCCGCCAGGCAUGUCUUCCGCUCCGGGAUUGGCGCCACCACCUGGUGUCCAGCAGUCCAACAACGCUCAAGCUAACCGACAAAGCGGUCUCCCGCCGAACUUCCAAGCUCCGAACAUCCCCAACAACUUUGACUUCAGCGCACCCGUGAUCCGACUCUCUGCACUGGGCGGUAAGCCGGGACCUCAGGGUGAUGGCGGUCGCAAGGACAGCAGCGCUCCUUCCUCGGGGAGGCCGGGCCUGGGCAUGGACAGGAGGGACGACCAGUCGAGGAACGCCGCCAGGGACAACAUCCAGUCGCUCGUGCCGCCUACUAACGAGGAGAGACUGCGCACCAUCUUCAUACACAAGAUCCCCGAAGGACUCGGCGCAGACGAGAACAUUGAAAGUCUGCUCAACUCGGUCGGAAGACUGCGCAGGUGGGAUUCGGCGGCAUCACAACUGUCCGAUGGCAAGGGAGCAAAGUUUGGCUUCGCACAGUACGACGACCCCGACUCGUUCGCCACAGCCGCCGACAUUCUCCAGGACGUUGAAGUGCCGUUGGCACGGCAGGGACCCAAGGAGGCGCCCGCCGAUGGCGAUGCCUUUGAAGGUGUUGAGAUGGUCAAACUCCAGGUUACGAUCGACCCAAACUCUCUCAAGUAUGCGGAAUCUUACAAGGAGAGCAGAGGCGAUGAAGCCGCGACCGAGACACGACUCGAGGCGGCCAAGGCGGCUCUGAAGCAGGUCAUCAAGGACUUGGUGUAUCCCAAGACGGCAGUCAAGGGCACAGACGGAGAAGGCGACACGGCAAUGGGCAACGGAGAGAACGUCGAGGUGGUCAACAUUUCGCUGGCACAGGACGAUGAGCUCGCUGACAUUCCGGCUGAAAUGCGGGAGGUCGUGGCGGCCGAGAUCGCAGCGUUCCGUGACCGCAGCAUCAGGCGCGACAUGGAGCGUCUGAAGAGAGAGGAGGAAAUGGAAGAGGCAGAGCGACAGAGGAACAACCCUCCACACAGGUCUCGGCUCGACACGCCCCCUCCAGAUGCCUCUUCCGGCUCCCGAGGUCCGCACAACGCGCCGUCUGGGCCGCGGGGCACCAAUGGCACCCGUUCAGUGUCAUUUGUCAACGGGGGCGUCGCCAAUGCUGAGUACUCCAUCAACCGCGAGGACGAGGAGAGCGACGCAGACGACGAAGAGCUGUAUCGGAGGCAUCUCAAUAAGCAGAAGGAAGAAGACGAAAGUCUGUACACAGAGGCGGAGCGCAAAUGGUUCAACCGAGAGCGCUCUCGGCAAGCAGCCCUGGAGCGCGAGCGCGACCGCGAGCAGCAGGAGGAAGAAACCUUUGAGCGACGAAGGGACGAACAGCUCGAGCGAGAGAAGGCCUGGGACGAUGAGCGGGAGGCGUCUCGAAAGAGCCACCCAUUCUACCGCGACCACGCUGCGUGGGUACGCAAGCGACAGAUGGACCGGGCCGACGAGGCAGCCAGGGACGACAACGACAGGCGUGCCGAGGCUGACGACAAACGGAGGGAGGCAGCCGACAACGAACACGCCCGCGGCAUGGCCGACUCGUUCCUCGACAGGCAGGCGCAGGAGCUGGAGCAACGGCAGCAAGCGACGGCCGCGGCACCGGCACCAUUCAAGCUCUCGCUCGGCGCGGCGGCGCAGCGCAACCAGCAGAAGGCGGCCUCCAACAGGCGCACGAUUGCUGAGGUGGAAGGCCUGCUCGAUGACGAGGAGCAGGACGGCACGGCCAAGCGACAGCUCAUUCCAAUCCAGUUCGAGCCGACGACGGCGGCGGACAAGAUGACGGAAGAGGAGCUCAGCAAGGCGGUGCGCGCUCUGGCGCAGGAGAUUCCAUCGGAGAAGGAGGGCCUGUGGAAGUGGGACGUGCAGUGGGAACACCUCGACGACAGCAUCAUUCGCGAGAAGCUGCGGCCGUUCGUGGAGAAGAAGAUUGUCGAGUACCUGGGUGUGCAGGAGGAGCUUUUGGUCGAGGUCGUCGAGGAGCACCUGCGGAAGCACGGCAAGCCAGAGGACCUAGUGGAGGAGCUACGCGGGGCCCUGGACGACGAGGCAGAAGACAUGGCGAAAAAGCUUUGGCGCAUGGUUAUCUUCUUCACCGAGAGCGAGAAGCGUGGGUACCCUGCUUAG
Messenger RNA from Verticillium nonalfalfae, 2250 nucleotides. RefSeq lists its product as uncharacterized. The transcript is spliced from 4 exons. Gene Ontology annotation, biological process: mRNA processing. The coding region runs from base 1 to 2250 and encodes 749 amino acids. Gene Ontology annotation, cellular component: spliceosomal complex. The record is from RefSeq and is a predicted model, not a curated record. NCBI's taxonomy places the organism in Eukaryota, Fungi, Ascomycota, Sordariomycetes, Glomerellales, Plectosphaerellaceae. Gene Ontology annotation, molecular function: mRNA binding.